Molecule: messenger RNA, 1569 nt
Organism: Colletotrichum higginsianum IMI 349063
Lineage: Eukaryota; Fungi; Ascomycota; Sordariomycetes; Glomerellales; Glomerellaceae
Product: Adenosylmethionine decarboxylase
Exons: 2
Coding region: 1-1569 (522 amino acids)
Biological process (GO): spermine biosynthetic process; spermidine biosynthetic process
Cellular component (GO): cytosol
Molecular function (GO): adenosylmethionine decarboxylase activity
Source: RefSeq, a predicted model, not a curated record
AUGGUCAACCCUUCGGUUCCCAACGACUACGCCCUCUCACCGGCUGAGGCGACUCCUCAUCUGACCAUCAAUCACGAUGUGGCCGCCGACCUAGACUCGAGCAACGCCUUUGAAGGUCCCGAGAAGCUCCUCGAAGUCUGGUUCGCCCCCGGCCCGGAGUCGCUCCCCGCGAGCGCUCAGCCCAAUGGACUGAAGGCCGUCUCCGCCGACACCUGGGUCACCAUGCUCGACAUGGUCAACUGCAAGAUCCUCUCCGUCCUCGAGUCCGAGUCCGUCGAUGCCUACCUGCUGUCCGAGUCCAGCUUGUUCGUCUUCCCCCACAAGCUGAUCCUCAAGACGUGUGGCACCACCACGCUGCUGCUGGGUCUGCAGCGCCUGCUCCACAUCGCCGCCGAGCACGCCGGCUUCCCGUUCCACAAGGCUGAGAACGCGACCGAUGUCAAGGCUGCCGCGACCCCCUACCGUGUCUUCUACAGCCGCAAGAACUUCUUGUUCCCCGAUCGCCAGCAGGGUCCCCACCGCAGCUGGAGGUCCGAGGUCAAGUAUCUGGACGAUCUCUUUGAGGGCGGCAGCGCCUACAUGGUUGGCAAGAUGAACGGCGACCACUGGUACCUGUACAUCACCUCGCCCAGCCAGACGUUGACGCCCCCUCGGACUCCGGAGGAGAAGGAGGCGGCCCUUGGGGAAUCCCCCUCCAAGAUUCCCACUGGCAGCGUCGCCAGCUUUGGUAGCGGCAUCGAGGAGCGCAGUGACGAGACUCUCGAGAUUCUCAUGACCGAUCUCGACCCCGAAAAUGCGAAGCAGUUCUAUUUGUCGCACGCGAGUGCGGUCGCCACCGACAAGUCGCAUCUUUCGCAGACCCAGGCCGCUCGAGAUGACGCCCACCAGAGCCUGGGUGACCUGUCUCAGGUCCCCGACAAGGCGGGCGAUGAGCAUGUCGACGUCUUUGAGAACACAUGCGAGUCGGACCUCAACGAUGGCGAGCGUGCCACGACCGAGGCCUUGACGACCGAGGGCCACGCCAUCGGUACCGUCGUCUCCGAGGGCUGCGGCCUGUCCAGUGUCUACCCCACCAGCAAGUAUCCCGGUGCUCGUGUCGACGCGUACCUCUUCAGCCCCUGCGGCUUCUCUGCCAACGGCGUCGUUCCCGCCGUGACGGUCGAGGAGGAUGCCUCCAAGAGCGAGAAGAGUGCAAGCGCCGCUCACUACUUCACGGUCCACGUUACUCCUGAGCCCAACUGCUCCUUCGCCUCCUUCGAGACCAACGUCCCUGGAGGCCAAAGCGGCCGCACCACGGCCGAGAUCAUUGAGCACGUUGUCGACAUCUUCAAGCCCGGCCGCUUCAGCGUCACACUCUUCGAGGCCAAGGGCAAGAGCGCGAACCCUUACGGAAUGGGCGAUCAUGCUUCACGUACGACCGCCGCCCAGCGCCUCGUUGAUCCGGUUCGUGGAUACCGUCGCAUUGACCGGAUCGUUCACGACUUUGAUGAUUACGACCUCGUGUUCCGUUUCUACCAAAAGGAGGACUGGGCGGGCGAUCGUGAAGCCCGCCUCGGAGAGCUGAUGUGA